Molecule: messenger RNA, 936 nt
Organism: Branchiostoma floridae (Florida lancelet)
Lineage: Eukaryota; Metazoa; Chordata; Leptocardii; Amphioxiformes; Branchiostomatidae
Exons: 6
Coding region: 1-885 (294 amino acids)
Molecular function (GO): protein binding
Source: RefSeq, a predicted model, not a curated record
AUGGAUGGCAAGGUCUUUAUCCUCCUGGUUGCAUUGGCUGCAACGGUUAACUUUGAUGGCUGCGAAGGCAAAGGCGUCCGCCAGGUGCUGCCGUAUGUAGAGAUGUGUCACUACCCGUCUAACCUGGCCUGUACCAACGGUUACGGCUGUAUCAAGAACACGGACCGCUGUAACGGAGUCUUCGACUGUCCGGACCACUCUGAUGAAGCCAACUGUGAACCAUUCUGGGCACAAGAAAUUGCGAAGGGAAGACCAGCACCACGGAUGGUUGUCCAGCCUGUUAAGGUUGCACAGCCGGUCAUGGUUGCCCAGCCCGUCAAGGUUGCCCAGCAAUACGUCACGGUUCAGGAGCCAACCAAGCAGGAGGCGCCUGCAGAGCCUGCUCCGUUUGAGGAACCUCCUAAACAACCCGUGAUGUUCGUACAGCCUCAGAUGGUGGUACAGAAGCCUCAGCAAAUUGUGAUAACCUGUUUCUGCUAUGGCCACUCCAACAAGUGCGCUGCCCAGGGCGUUUGCGCUGACUGCCAGCACAACACGGCCGGCGCACGCUGUGACCAGUGCAAGCCCGGCUACACCGGCAUGGCCACCCGGGGCACCCCGUACGACUGUCAGCCCAUCCGCUACGUGCAGGUGAUGCAGGUGGUUCAGAAACCGGUGCAGCAGGUGAUGCAGGUGGUGCAGAAACCGGUGCAGCAGGUGAUGCAGGUGGUGCAGAAACCAGUGCAGCAGGUGAUGCAGGUGGUGCAGAAACCGGUGCAGCAGGUGGUCAUGCAACCAGUGCAGGUGAAGCAACCAGCUGCAGUGAGGUUGCAACCCGUCGCCAUGCACGUUAAGCAACCAAUGAGGGUGCAGCAAGUCGUGAUGCGUCAUGGGAAGAAAGGCUAAACUCAACCGUGACGUCAUUCACGUGACGGGCAUUCAGAUGACGUCAUCGGU